CUGCAGCAGGGAGCAAGAUGGACAGUGAGUGCCGCAGGAGGUGGAAGGCCAGGCUUGCCCUGAGGCGGGACAUCUUCAAGGAGUUCCUGGCGGAGUUUGUGGGGAUAUUUGUCCUGAUACUCUUUGGAUGCGGUUCAGUGGCCCAGGCCGUCCUCAGUAAGGGGGCACUGGGGGAGCCCCUGUCCAUCCACCUCGGCUUCACUCUGGGACUCAUGAUGGCCGCCUACAUUGCAGGAGGGGUGUCAGGUGCACAUGUAAACCCGGCAGUCUCUCUUGCCAUGGUGUUGCUCGGCAAGAUGUCCUGGAAGAAGUUUCCUGUGUACGUGGCCGCACAGUUUUUGGGAGCCUUUGUUGGAGCCUGUUGUGUCUAUUUUUUAAAUUAUGAUGCUUUAAUGGACUACAGUAAGGGAGAAUUUCUCGUUACUGGAGACAACGCCACAGCUGGCAUAUUUGCAUCUUACCCUGCUAAACAUCUCUCCAUCCUCAAUGGAUUUAUGGACCAGGUGGUGGGGGCUGCUGCGUUAAUUCUCUGCAUCCUCGCCAUCACCGACUCCAAGAACAUAGGCGCCCCCAAAGGCAUGGAGCCCCUCUGCAUCGGCCUGGUCAUCAUGGCCAUCGCCGUGUCCAUGGGCUUGAACUGUGGCUAUCCCAUCAACCCAGCCAGAGACUUAAGCCCACGACUGUUCACUGCGGUGGCUGGAUGGGGCGUGGACGUGUUCAGGGCUGGGGGAUGCUGGUGGUGGAUCCCUGUGUUUGGGCCCAUGGUGGGCGGCGUGGUGGGAGCUGCUAUUUAUUUUUUCUUCAUUGAGUUGCACCACAUCGACGUCCCGGAACAGGAGGAAAACAACGUCCAGCAAAAGUAUGACAUUGUAACUUUGACUUAAAUGGACCUAUAUGCUCACUUCAACUUCACACCUCAUAUAAAGCAGAAAAAGCAUGUCGCUUCUCCCAACCAAUCCACAAAGAC
Messenger RNA from Entelurus aequoreus (snake pipefish), 967 nucleotides. RefSeq names its product aquaporin 9b (gene aqp9b). NCBI's taxonomy places the organism in Eukaryota, Metazoa, Chordata, Actinopteri, Syngnathiformes, Syngnathidae. Gene Ontology annotation, cellular component: plasma membrane; basolateral plasma membrane. Gene Ontology annotation, molecular function: urea transmembrane transporter activity; glycerol channel activity; water channel activity. The record is from RefSeq and is a predicted model, not a curated record. The transcript has 6 exons. Bases 18 to 884 code for a protein of 288 amino acids. Gene Ontology annotation, biological process: water transport; glycerol transmembrane transport.